UCAUCCUGAUAUGUUUUGGCCCAACCUUGGUUUUCUUAUUCCACUUGCUGAACCAGAUACGAAUAGCGAAGAAGAGUCUUUGGAACGUACUAACUGGAGCCAAGUGACAGUUGACAUGGAAAGUUCCUGUAUUGAACCGUAUAGUUAUUUAGAUAUUGUUUCAAACCAAGAAGGGGAAUGGAAUAAAUUUCCGCAAUGUGAGGAAUAUAAUGGUUUGUUGGAAAGUUCGCGCUCGGAGUUUGAGCCAGUCCCCAUAGAUGGUGGGUCCAGUGAAGCUCAUAGAGUGCUGUUGGAAAAUAGCGUGGAGACUAACAACUAUGAGAGUUUGACUUGUCAGGAAUUGUAUAGACCUUCGUAUUCUGUAGAAGAAGAAGACUUGUAUUCUUCACAAGUCUUUGAUUCUACUGUACAUAUUCCGCCUCCAGCAACGGUGGUGUUUGCUGGAAGUAUCUACGACUCGAGGAAACCGAAUGGUACUCUUCCGAAUAGUGAAAGUGUGAGUUGUGAUAGAUAGAAUGUUGUCCUUUGCAAAAUA
Galdieria sulphuraria is the source of this 535-nucleotide messenger RNA. RefSeq lists its product as uncharacterized. Lineage: Eukaryota; Rhodophyta; Bangiophyceae; Galdieriales; Galdieriaceae. The record is from RefSeq and is a predicted model, not a curated record. Bases 11 to 514 code for a protein of 167 amino acids. The transcript has a single exon.